AUGCGGGGCCCCACGUUCCUCCUCGCUGUUCUCGCCGCCGUACACGUGCGAGCUAGCGCCUCUUCGGAAAAGGCGCCCGAGUUCCAAACGCUCCCUUCGCUGCGCGAGCAAGCAAAGCUUCUGGAUGGCUGGACCGAGGAGCGCAUAGCGCUGAUCCCGGGCUUGCUGCGCAAGUACGGCGUUGACGCUUGGCUGAUGAGCCAGCGCGAGUACGCCGAAGACACCGUCUUCUGGGCCCUCAAAGAAGCCACCCAGUUCUCCGCGCGGCGGCGCACCACGCACCUCUUCCUGGCCUCCCCCGCCUCGGGAGCGCCGGCCCACUACUCCUGGGUCGAGAACACGGACUUCGUGUGGACCGACCUGCGCCGCAUCCUCGGGGAGCAGCAGCCUCGCUCCAUCGCGCUGAACACGCACCCCGAGAUCGCGUUUUCGGGGGGCCUGCACGCGGGGGAGCUGGACGCGGUGUUAGCCGGCGUCGGGGAGGAGUGGAGGGAGAAGUUUGUGCUGGAGCCGAUGCUGGGGGUCGAGGUCGUGGCGACGAUGGUGGAAGGCAGGCUGCCGUGGUACAGGCGGAUGAUGGAGACGGCGUGGGCGAUUAUUGAGGAGGGGUUUAGCGAGAAGAUUAUUGUGCCGGGGGAGUCUACGAGUUGGGACGUAGAAUGGUGGAUGCGCGAGAAGAUCCAGUCGCUAAACUACACGACCUGGUUCCAACCCAGCGUGUACAUCCUCACCGGCGAGGGCUUCCCCGUCGCCGCCACCCAGCACCAUCCACACCAACCAUCCCUCCUCGACGACCCCCGAGCACCAGACCGCCCGAUCCAGUUCGGCGACCUGAUCCACACGGACUUCGGCGUAACCGCGCUGGGUCUCAACACCGACACCCAGCACCUCGGGUACGUGCUGUACCCGGGCGAGACCGACGCCGAUGUCCCGAAGGGCAUGCUCGAGGGGCUGAGGAAGGUGAACCGGCUGCAGGACAUCGUGAAGAGCAACAUGAAGAUCGGGCUGACGGGCAACGAGAUACUGAAGGCGUCGAGGGGGCAGAUGCGCAGCGAGGGGAUCGAGGGCAAGAUAUACUGCCACGCGACUGGAGAAUGGGGCCAUUCGGCCGGGACGGUUAUCGGCAUGACCAAUCUGCAGGACAGCGUUCCGGUACUCGGUGAUCUUCCAUUGUUGAAGAAUACAUACUACAGCAUUGAGCUUUUUGCGGAACACUUCGUCCCCGAGAGGAACAGAACCAUAAUGUUCCCGCAGGAGGAGGAUGUGUACUGGGACGACGAGUCAAAUAGCUGGGAAUGGGUCUACGGAAGACAGGAUACGCUGCUGCUUAUAAGAACACCUCGCAAGGCUGGCUCUGACAUACAAGAAGAGCUCUAA
Molecule: messenger RNA, 1377 nt
Organism: Hypoxylon fragiforme
Lineage: Eukaryota; Fungi; Ascomycota; Sordariomycetes; Xylariales; Hypoxylaceae
Exons: 4
Coding region: 1-1377 (458 amino acids)
Source: RefSeq, a predicted model, not a curated record